Molecule: messenger RNA, 724 nt
Organism: Anopheles stephensi (Asian malaria mosquito)
Lineage: Eukaryota; Metazoa; Arthropoda; Insecta; Diptera; Culicidae
Exons: 1
Coding region: 141-644 (167 amino acids)
Source: RefSeq, a predicted model, not a curated record
UUCGCUUGCGGCCAUCUUCAGCCACAAUUUCACUUCCGAUUCCGCUCCGGGUCGUCGUGUUGUGUUGUGUAAAGUGUUGCGAGGGUAAAGUGACUAGACGGAGCUUAGCGGAAGUCGGCAGCGAGAAAACGUUGCUCACAAUGGUCGCACCCUGCUGCUCUAAUCAACGCACGUCACAACAGUGGAAGCCGCUGUUACGAUUUCUUCUAGUGAUUCUUGUAAGCUUCAUAGAAGUGCCGCUGAUCGAAGCUACCGUGUCCUGUAAUGCCAUUGCACGAUGGCCAGCGCUUGACUACAAAUCGGACCGUGCCUUCUACCCACUGAUGGUGUCCUUUUCGCGCUAUCCAUUCCACGAUGUGUAUGAGGCUAAUCCGGGCAUCCUGCCAUCAAACAAACACUCCGCUGUUGCUGGUUCUGUGACGGUGGCCGGUGGUCGACCAGGACUACCGAAGGCGAGGAAGAACUUUUUCCCACCGGGUGCGGAACAGAACCAUCGGAACUGGAGACACCAGAGCCACGUGAGAACGCCGACCAAGAACGUGUGCCAGGGUUUGAUCUAUCUGCCCCAGCAGCUGCAAGCGUCCGGCCGAAGGAUGCUGCCGCUUAAGAUGCGCAAACUGUUGAAGUACUGUGGAUUUAUUUAGGUUUUAAAGGGGGAUUCUUGUGUUGGUUGCUGUUGUAAAUAUUGUGAGAAAGUUAGCAAAUAAAAGUUACUGUUGUUUUU